CCUCCGCGCAGAGGCUGCGGGAUGACCGGGGUACCCCCGGGGGCGGUCAGGAAGUGGAAAAGUGGUUCACGGAGGCCCUGACGCUGGAGCCUCGGAGGAGGCUGCGCGGGCUCCAGGCCUGAGCCGGCUCCUCCUGCCCUCGCAGCCUCAAAGUGGAGUACGACAAGCUGGCGAACGAGAAGACGGAGAUGCAGCGCCAUUACGUGAUGUACUAUGAGAUGUCCUAUGGCCUGAACAUUGAAAUGCACAAGCAGACAGAGAUUGCGAAGAGGUUGAACACGAUUCUAGCACAGAUCAUGCCUUUUCUGUCACAAGAGCACCAGCAGCAGGUGGCGCAGGCGGUGGAGAGGGCCAAGCAGGUCACCAUGACGGAGCUAAACGCCAUCAUCGGGGUACGUGGACUCCCCAAUCUGCCUCUCACCCAACAGCAGCUCCAGGCCCAGCACCUCUCCCACGCCACGCACGGCCCCCCGGUCCAGUUGCCACCCCACCCGUCAGGCCUCCAGCCCCCAGGGAUCCCCCCGGUGACGGGGAGCAGCGCCGGGCUCUUGGCACUUGGCGCCCUGGGCAGCCAGGCCCACCUGACGGUGAAGGACGAGAAGAACCACCAUGAGCUGGACCACAGAGAAAGAGAAUCCAGCGCGAAUAACUCCGUGUCGCCCUCUGAAAGCCUCCGGGCCAGUGAGAAGCACCGGGGCUCUGCAGACUAUAGCAUGGAAGCCAAGAAGCGGAAAGCAGAGGAGAAGGAUAGUCUGAGCCGAUACGACAGUGACGGGGACAAGAGUGACGAUCUGGUGGUGGAUGUUUCCAACGAGGACCCAGCGACGCCCCGGGUCAGCCCGGCACACUCCCCUCCUGAAAACGGGCUGGACAAGGCCCGCGGCCUGAAAAAGGAUGCCCCCGCCAGCCCCGCCUCAGUAGCCUCCUCCAGCAGCACACCUUCCUCCAAGACCAAAGACCUUGGUCAUAACGACAAAUCCUCCACCCCUGGGCUCAAGUCCAACACACCUACUCCGAGGAACGAUGCCCCGACUCCAGGCACCAGCACGACCCCAGGGCUCCGGUCGAUGCCGGGCAAGCCUCCAGGCAUGGACCCGAUAGGUAUAAUGGCCUCGGCCUUGCGCACGCCCAUCUCCAUCACCAGCUCCUACGCGGCCCCCUUUGCCAUGAUGAGCCACCACGAGAUGAACGGCUCGCUCACCAGCCCGAGCGCCUACGCCGGCCUGCACAACAUCCCACCGCAGAUGAGUGCGGCUGCUGCUGCGGCCGCUGCCGCCUACGGCCGAUCGCCAAUGGUGAGCUUUGGAGCUGUUGGUUUUGACCCUCACCCUCCCAUGAGGGCCACCGGCUUGCCCUCAAGCCUCGCCUCCAUUCCUGGUGGGAAACCAGCGUACUCUUUCCACGUGAGUGCCGAUGGGCAGAUGCAGCCCGUGCCCUUCCCCCACGAUGCCCUGGCAGGCCCCGGCAUCCCACGCCAUGCCCGGCAGAUCAACACACUGAGCCAUGGGGAGGUGGUGUGCGCCGUGACCAUCAGCAACCCCACACGGCACGUCUAUACAGGUGGCAAGGGCUGUGUGAAGAUCUGGGACAUCAGCCAGCCGGGCAGCAAGAGCCCCAUCUCCCAGCUGGACUGCCUGAACAGGGACAACUACAUCCGCUCCUGCAAGCUGCUCCCUGACGGGCGCACGCUCAUCGUGGGCGGCGAGGCCAGCACGCUCACCAUCUGGGACCUAGCCUCGCCCACACCCCGCAUCAAGGCCGAGCUGACGUCCUCGGCUCCUGCCUGCUACGCCCUGGCCAUCAGCCCCGACGCCAAAGUCUGCUUCUCCUGCUGCAGCGACGGUAACAUCGCCGUGUGGGACCUGCACAACCAGACCCUGGUCAGGCAGUUCCAGGGCCACACGGACGGGGCCAGCUGCAUAGACAUCUCCCACGAUGGCACCAAGCUGUGGACUGGAGGCCUGGACAACACCGUGCGUUCCUGGGACCUGCGAGAGGGCCGGCAGCUGCAGCAGCAUGACUUCACUUCCCAGAUCUUCUCGCUGGGCUACUGCCCCACCGGGGAGUGGCUGGCCGUGGGCAUGGAGAGCAGCAACGUGGAGGUCCUACACCACACCAAGCCGGACAAGUACCAGCUGCACCUGCACGAGAGCUGCGUGCUCUCGCUCAAGUUCGCCUACUGCGGCAAGUGGUUCGUGAGCACUGGGAAAGACAAUCUCCUCAACGCCUGGAGGACGCCAUACGGAGCCAGCAUAUUCCAGUCCAAGGAAUCCUCGUCUGUCUUGAGUUGUGACAUUUCGGCGGAUGACAAAUAUAUUGUAACAGGCUCUGGUGACAAGAAGGCCACGGUUUAUGAGGUCAUCUACUAAACAAGGACUCUAACUGGGCUGUCAGACUCUGGGAGAAAAAGACUCGGCGGUGACAGGGCGACCCCGCGAGGGGCCCCAAGGCUGGCGGAGGCUGGCGGUGGGCAGCCGAGCAGUCCAGGGCUGCGCUCCGGCAGGCCGAGAGGGCGCGCCCGCCACGGUCUGGACCCCUGGGCAUGGACUCCUGUGUCUCACGGACUCUGAUGGAUGUCUCUCCUCCUCCCUGUCCACAACCCUGGCAGAUGCUACAAGUAGAUUUCUUUGGAGGCUUGGGGCUCCAGCCCUCCGACAGACGCCCUCGUGAAUCUCCAUCUUUCCUUCCCCUCUCUUUUGCUCUGUCCCCCUGCCCUGGGUCGGGGACACUGGAGUGGACCAGGUGUUUGUGCUGGGGGAGGGGGGGAUCUCAUUUUCCCGAUUGUGCAGCGCACAACAUUUGUGAAAAAUGUAAAUAACAGACUCCUCUAUCUCGGACUGGUCAGUGGGGGAGGAGGCCCCUUCCCACCGAAAACGCUAGCCGUGUACUUCGCCUGCUGUAUUUGUAACCCACUCGUGGUGGUGGCUUUUUUUUUUUUUUUAAAGGGACAUCCCCAUCUGGGAAGGGGAGGCAGGGAGGGGGAGCCAAAUGGAGAGGGAGUGGAGGGGCAGAGGAAGGGAGCUGCAGCUGGUGACCAGCCUGACCAGGAGGAGUGGGGGUUCCUGGGACGAACGCACCUCCCUGUGGACUUGGGAGCAGCCCAAGGCCUUUCGGGACCCUCGCAGGCUGCACGGGCAGCCGGGCAAGGCUUGCAUGGUGGCCAGCCAGGCUGACGAAGGUCGGAUUCUCUGUGGCCGCCUGCGCUCUCCUCCCUCUCUCUCAGGGGUCCGACUCUUGCUCUCCCUUUCCUUCUCGCCUCGCUCGCUCGCUCUCUCUCUUUGGUGCGCACUUGGUUUGGUGAUGGGAGGUGGAGGCGCGAAGGAACUCCAUCUCUGGCCCUUCUUGAUCUUCGGACACAACCUUCAAAGGACAAAAAGUUAGAGGAAAGCAUAGCAACUCAGCUCAGGGAGCUACCAGAGAAAAAUAGCAACUGAUGUGGGUGCUUUUUUUUUUUUUUUUUUUAAUAAAAAGAAUUAGAAUUGAUGUCCUUUAUAAAAAUGCCUUCUCCCCUUUUCCUGCCUCUGACCCCAUCCUCUCUCCCUAGAGGGGAAAAGUGUAAUCAACCUGCAAGGGUUGUGAGUCCGAAGGGACAGUCUCCCCCCCGCCCACCCCGGGCAGCACAACAGGGCUGAGGGGACCAGGGGUCGGGUGGGGACACCGGUCUUGGCACUGUGGUGACUUCUUGCGGCUUUCAGUCUCUUUGGAGCCCAAACAGGUUACAGGUAGAAAAAUUGUCUCCUGCAGGUACCGCUCUUUGGUACCAAAAUGUUCUGAGGUAUUAGGACUUGGGUUUAUUAUUAUUUUUUUUUCCUUCUUCUUCUUGGUCUUUUUUUUUCUUCUUUUAAGGAAAAGCUAAAGGCCGAUGUGAGUCCUGGUGGUGGGCUCUCCAUGGAUGUAGCAUAUGGAAGAUAAUUUUGAUACUGCAUUUUUAUGGAUUAUUUUAUAAUGUGUGAUUCCGUCUGGUGAGAAGGGAGGAAGGGGCCCCAGUGGAAACUGCUGGUCUUCAGUGAUCUUGCUCCAGGCUAGCAGCUCCCCUGACAUGACCCAGAGGCCGUGGAGAGGCCACGCAGAGGCCACGGAGACUGGCCGGGCGCCCUGUACCUUUCUGAGGUGGGGGAGGGGCCGUCUGGAGAAUUUCUCUCUUUCUCUGGGUCUUGGAUGUGCAUCUGCCGUGUCUUGUUAAAGGCUCUAGCCACAAGGGAGGGUGAGGGUAGAAGAAAGUUGAUUCCUGAAGAAAAAAAGAAAAUGAAAAGUCAUUGUAAUGAGCUGUUUUUAUAUUUUUAAAAGUUGCUAUUUAAA
Molecule: messenger RNA, 4299 nt
Organism: Leptonychotes weddellii (Weddell seal)
Lineage: Eukaryota; Metazoa; Chordata; Mammalia; Carnivora; Phocidae
Source: RefSeq, a predicted model, not a curated record